UCAGAGCCGAGGGGGGUGAGCGCUAGGUCGUCCGACUGCGGCGCCGAGCUCUAAAAAAAUGUCGCCGUAAACGACCGCAGAAUACGCGAAAAGACGCGGUUUUUCCGGCGGAGACGGGAGAGUACUCGUGUCCUACCAGCAGUGUGUCUUCCGAUCCUGACUGGGUCGACUCCGCGCCGGUUUUCGCCGGCACCCAGCGGCCCCGGACCGUGUGAUUGGUUUUCCCUUUCGCUCAGGCGAUGGUGCGAGCCGUGUGGGCGGUGCUCCGGAGAGUGACCUGCGAGGGAGCCGCCGCGCCGAAACCAAACGUACCUGUCGCGCGGUGGAGCAGAGCCGGCCGCACGCCUACCACCCGCCGCCGCAGCGCUUUGUCCAGUGAGGGGAGACACCCGCAGUCUGCGGUCAGAAUGCCCGAGAUAACCACGGAUCACCUGGACGAGAAGCAGGUGCAGCUGCUGUCUGAAAUGUGCAUCCUCAUCGAUGAGAACGACCACAGGGUUGGAGCUGACACCAAGAAAAACUGCCACCUCAACCCCAACAUCGAAAAAGGUUUGUUACACAGAGCUUUCAGCGUCUUCAUUUUCAACAACGAAGAGAAGCUGCUCCUACAACAGCGCUCUGACGCCAAAAUCACUUUUCCAGGCUGUUUCACAAACACAUGCUGCAGUCAUCCUCUACACACAGACAGUGAGCUGGAGGAGAAGGAUGCUAUAGGAGUGAGGAGAGCUGCUCAGAGGAGACUCAAAGCUGAACUGGGUAUCCCCAUGGAACAGGUGACACCAGACGAAAUGACAUAUCUAACAAGAAUCCACUACAAGGCCCAGUCAGACGGUGUUUGGGGAGAACAUGAGAUUGACUACAUCCUCUUCAUGCAGAAGGCCGUGGAGUUGAGCCCAGACCCCAAUGAGAUCAAAAGCCACUGUUACGUGAGCAAGGAGGAGCUGAAGGAGAUGCUAGAGAAGGCCAAGCGCAAGGAACUAGAGAUCACACCCUGGUUCAGCCUCAUCGCAGAGACCUUCCUCUUCAAGUGGUGGGACAACCUGCAGAACCUCAAACAGUUCAUGGACCACAAAAACAUCCACCGCAUGUAACCGCAACCAGGAUCAGGCCCGACCUCAGUCCUUUCGAACCUUUGCGUCUUACAGUGUUUGCCUGACAGACAAGCACAGCCAGCUGAGCUGCUGGAGGUCCCUGACCUUUAGAUGUCAAAAGAUAAGUAUCAUAAGUGUAGGAUUUCCACGCCAGAAUAGGGAGUGUGUAAGAGGUGAGGUGGUGCUCAGUAGGUUUGUAGCUCUGAGGUGCAUUCAUAGGCACGAGAGGCGACGCUAGUAGGGCAGGACUGACUCUUUAGUAAAGAAGUACGUCAGGUAAUCAGUUCUGAUAAGGAUUUACAGACUGAGCGGAGGACAUCUAACAUCUUAGUUUAUUAGACAGAACAUGAAGAGAAUAGCCUAUUUUUCUAUAAAAAUGUAAAGUAACUGAGUACAGGUCUAUAGGCUGAAAUUAAGAGUCUCCAAGUCACAACAACCACUAUCACUCUGUUUUUUGUUGAAAAUGAAAUCAGUGAACAAGCUGUAAGGUUGUACCCUUUCACACAAUAAAGUAUUUGAUUAUGGUCA
Xiphias gladius (swordfish) is the source of this 1619-nucleotide messenger RNA. It is a transcript of the gene idi1, whose product is annotated as isopentenyl-diphosphate delta isomerase 1. Gene Ontology annotation, biological process: isopentenyl diphosphate biosynthetic process; isoprenoid biosynthetic process. The record is from RefSeq and is a predicted model, not a curated record. Gene Ontology annotation, molecular function: isopentenyl-diphosphate delta-isomerase activity. Gene Ontology annotation, cellular component: cytoplasm. Bases 240 to 1091 code for a protein of 283 amino acids. The transcript is spliced from 7 exons. Lineage: Eukaryota; Metazoa; Chordata; Actinopteri; Istiophoriformes; Xiphiidae.